AUCCUCAGUAAAAUUUAGAGGCGAAGAAGAUUGAACAACAUCAACAGUGUAGCACUGGCGCAGAUAUUGAACAGUGCAGCAGUGACAGAGCCGUGAACAUGGACACAAGAGCCUUGAGGAAUCCUUAUCACGACUAUGAUGGGACCCCUGCGUCCACACAGGGGUUGUUUGACUCCCAGGGAAAGCUCACAUCAGAGUUUGCCCAGCGGCUGAGCAGCAAGGUCAGCGAGCUUUUAGCUGUCAUGGAGAAUGGGCUGAAGUCUGCUGACCCAAGAGAUUGCACCAGUUACACCGGCUGGGCAGGCAUUGCUCUGCUCUACCUGCACCUCCAUAACGUGUACAACGACUCCACCCUCCUUCAGAGAGCUCUGGAAUAUGUCAGCCGCAGUCUGAAGUGUUUGACCCGACGCCAUGACGUCACCUUUCUGUGCGGGGAUGCGGGGCCCCUGGCUAUAGCCGCUGCGGUGUACCAUCGCCUGCAGAGGGUGCACGAGACAGAGGAGUGCAUCAACAGACUGCUGCAGAUGCACCAGCAUGUGGUGACAGGUGCGGGCGGGCUUCCUGAUGAGAUGCUUUACGGGCGGAUGGGUUACCUCUACGCCCUCGUCUUCAUCAACCAGCAGCUCGGGCAGGACAGGAUCCCGCUGCAGUACAUCCAGCAGAUCAGUGAGGCCGUGCUGGUGUCAGGCGACAACCUCAGCAAGAGGUUGAGGUUCCAGAACCACAGCCCUCUGAUGUACGAGUGGUACCAGGAGCAGUACGUCGGCGCCGCCCACGGCCUGGCUGGCAUCUACUACUUUCUCAUGCAGCCAGGAUUUGUCGGUACUGAGGAGUACGUCCACAGGCUGGUGAAGCCCAGCGUCGACCACGUCUGCCGUCUCAAGUUCCCCACAGGAAACUACCCCCCCUGCAUCGGCGACGAUCGGGACCUGCUGGUGCACUGGUGCCACGGGGCGCCGGGGGUGGUCUACAUGCUCCUGCAGGCGUACAAGGUGUUUGGAGUGUCCCAGUACCUGGAGGACGCCCUGCAGUGCGGAGAGGUGGUGUGGCGUUACGGCUUGCUGAAGAAGGGCUACGGGCUGUGUCACGGUGCGGCGGGGAACGCCUACACCUUCCUGGCUCUCUACCGGCUAACGCAGGACCCCAAGUACCUGUACAGAGCCUGCAUUUUUGCCGACUGGUGCAUGAACUAUGGCAAACAUGGAUGCCGAACACCAGACACUCCCUUCUCACUUUUUGAAGGCAUGGCCGGCACCAUCUACUUCCUGGCCGACCUCCUACAGCCGAUGAAAUCGAGGUUCCCAGCCUUUGAGGUGUAGAAGUGAGUCCUCCCCACUCACACUGUGGGAGAAAAGAACAAGGAGAAGACCCGCACUUCUGCUGUCCAUCACACACACACACACACACACGCAUGGAAACACAACACAUUCAAAGCAACACAACGUCAUGCCACGUUUUUCCUGCUCUUCUCUUCUCUCCUGGGAUUUUCCAUGAUAUUAACAGGAUAAAUCUCAGCUACAUAAUUGUCGUAAAGAUGUGUCAAAGGGGAGAGCUUAAGUCGCUUUUUGUUUUUUCUGUAUAAAUGAAAUUCUUGCUUGGCUGUUGCUCAGAUUGUGACGUCUUUAAAGGUUUCAGCAAAAGGAUAGAAACCAAUUUUCUGGCUGUCAAAACAUAAAUUAAAACAUGGUGAAACUAAACAGUGUUAACUUACUAAAUAUUUCUAUUAUUCUGUAAGCUUGAUAUGUUAAAAAAAAAAUAGGGACAUGGAUGCUUUUAGUUUGCACAGCUUUUCUGUUUUCUUUCUCAGAGUCAGCAGCAAAGCUAGGAACAAUGCACUAAAUAUAAUUCAGUACAAGCUGUGCCAUGUGUGAAGGGAUUAACCCUGCAGUGUAAACUGUUGCCUGUCCUUUGCACUGUCUGAGCAAUAAACCAUGUGUCUUUUUACA
Messenger RNA from Epinephelus moara (kelp grouper), 1946 nucleotides. RefSeq names its product LanC antibiotic synthetase component C-like 1 (bacterial) (gene lancl1). The transcript is spliced from 10 exons. The record is from RefSeq and is a predicted model, not a curated record. Lineage: Eukaryota; Metazoa; Chordata; Actinopteri; Perciformes; Serranidae. Gene Ontology annotation, biological process: peptide modification; carbohydrate metabolic process. Bases 99 to 1319 code for a protein of 406 amino acids. Gene Ontology annotation, cellular component: plasma membrane.